ACUAGGUUUGAAAAGUUGGCGGGGAGUAACAUGGCAGUGCGGCGGCAGCUGCAGCUUUUGUUCCAGGAGCCCCGUCUGGAAGGCGUGAUCAAGGUGGAUCGGGCGGAACCCGGGACGAAGAGCUGCCGCCAUGGUCAGCAAAGCCCAAAGCUUCCGGAGAAACCCGGGGAGCGGGUUCCGGGUUCCCGGAGUCUCAGGCUAGAGGACUGCGUGCUCUACCAGUGCCGCAGUUGUCGUUCGGUGCUGGGCGACUCGCUUCAUCUCUGCGCCCAGGAGGAGAAGCUCCGCCUUCUCGUUUGCUUCAAAGUUACAAAUGAUGUUGUAGUGGAAGAUAAAUUGAUGGUCUGCAUUGAGGGAGACCUAAAUGGAUGCACCUACAACAUGCUGUACUGUCGAGAAUGUAAAGCGGGAAUAGGUUUCAGACUCUAUUGUUCAAAACCUCUGGCUUACCUGCGAGGCUUCUUUUGCCUUUUGAAGGACAACAUCAUAUGUUACUUGUUAAAAACUAAAACCACAAUUGAAGCAUCAAAGAUGACCUGUCCUCCUUUGAGCCUAAAGGAACAAGUAGAGAAAUUAAAGGAGAGCCUUGUUUUAGCGCACAUGCGGAUAGAAUGGUUGGUUGAGAAACUCGAAGAAAGAAACCAGCAGAAUUUGGUGUCUGAAAAGCAGGUCUACAAAGCAAGACUACAUGGCCAAGCAUCUGGGGGAACAAGGAAGAAGUUGAACUACUAACUGGUAGAAUUUCUGCAGUCACAUAUCUGCAUUUGGCUGUGAUGAACAUGAGGUUGUACUGUACAGUAUUUGAAAAUGGUAGUGUGAUUUGGACUGUCAAAUGGAUUACACAAAGCUGUUUCCUUCAUAGAAAACUCAAGUCCAUUUGCUGCAUAUGAACUGCUAUAUUUUAAUAUGUGCACACAUAGUUCUGCCUGAAUUUUUUUUGGAAUUGUUGCAUCUGUUGUUAAUACUACCCUAAACUAUUCAGUGAAUGCAUGUGCAGCCUCUCUUUAGAGGAAAUGUACAGCUUGUACAGUUUUGUUGGUGGCUUCAGUUCAGUAUUUUAUUUUAAAUUUGGCUUGAGACAGUUCAGUCCACCCAGUAACCUGUUGUGUAAACUAAGUGUCAAUUUAAAAGCUAUUAAAAUCUCAUCAAACUUAAACUCUAACUGUAACACCAGUUGAAUUCUAUGCUAACAACAGGGUUUAAUGCUGCCUAAACUACCAAAGGUGGAGCAUAGGUUAGGAAAGGAAACUUUACAGAUGUGAGGCAGCCUACAUAAAGGAUUUUCUGUAUCUCUCUUAUUAACUUUAUGAAUUGCUUCCUAUGAAACAUCUCAAAGCAAUUUAACAAUAAAAACAAUUUCAAG
Zootoca vivipara (common lizard) is the source of this 1363-nucleotide messenger RNA. RefSeq names its product Opa interacting protein 5 (gene OIP5). The record is from RefSeq and is a predicted model, not a curated record. Lineage: Eukaryota; Metazoa; Chordata; Lepidosauria; Squamata; Lacertidae. Gene Ontology annotation, cellular component: chromatin; nucleus; chromosome, centromeric region. Gene Ontology annotation, biological process: chromosome segregation; CENP-A containing chromatin assembly.